UGGUGCAAUACUGUUUAACUCAUCAUGAGGGAAAAGAACAAAAGAGAACAGAAGGUUGGAAACCUCAUAUUAGGUCUGACAAGGUUUUCUCUAAACCCAACACAAAAGAAAAGAAGAAACUGAGGGAAGGCAAUACCUCUUUAAUCCUUUCAUACCAAGCAAAAGACACUAUACGACGACAUAGCGAGACGCACGGGCCUAUAUUUUAUGGACACCAAACAAGACGUCCAAACAUUGUGUCAUUUGGGUCAAAAUCAUAUCCUCAACUCUCUCAGGCAUUUCUUCAAACACCUUGCGAACUGUUGUUCGUGUCUUUGAAUUCUGGGUGUUUCCUAAACUUGAACAAUUGUGUGUGCGAGAGAGUGAGAGGGAGAGAUGAGAAAGGGGAUGGUGGGUGUGUUGGUGGGGUUGCUAAUGAUGGGUAUGGUUGGGGGCGCCUGGGUUGGAUUAGCUUCGUCUUCUGAUGGUCAGCAGCAGAAGAAGACGAAGCCCGGGCCGCCGGAGACGCCGACGGCGUUGGUGCUCGAUCAGUACGGGUCCUCUAUUGUGUUCCCUAUGUUUGGGAAUGUUUAUCCCACAGGGUUCUAUUAUGUUCAAAUAAAUGUGGGCCAGCCACCAAAUCCUUACUUUCUGGAUCCUGACACAGGCAGCGACCUAACAUGGCUCCAGUGUGAUGCCCCAUGUGUUCGGUGCACCAAGCAACCUCACCCGCUCUACCGACCCAAAAAUGAGCUAGUGGCUUGUAAGGACCCUCUCUGCACUUCCUUGCACUGGCCUGGUGAGCACAACUGCGAGAAUCCAGAGCAGUGUGACUAUGAGAUACAGUAUGCUGAUGGCGGUUCAUCCCUUGGUGUUCUUGUCAGGGAUCUCUUUCCCCUCAACCUAACUAAUGGAGUCCGGCUCAGUCCUCGCCUCGCCCUCGGAUGUGGAUAUGACCAAAUUCCGGGUGCAUCUUUUCAUCCCCUAGAUGGAAUUCUUGGCCUGGGCAAUGGAAAAUCAAGCAUUAUAUCACAGCUUCAUAGUCAAGGUGUAGUGCGAAACGUGAUCGGCCAUUGUUUAAGCGGGCGAGGUGGAGGAUAUCUUUUCUUUGGGGAUGAUAUAUAUGACUCAUCCCGCAUAGUUUGGACAAAAAUGUCUCGCGAUUUCUCCUACUACUCACCCGGGAAUGCAGAACUCAUUCUCGGUGGAAAGGCUAGUGGGUUUAAAAAUCUUCGUGUAGUUUUUGAUAGUGGAAGCUCUUACACCUACUUUAAUUCUGAAGCUUAUCAAGCUGUACUCUCUUUGACGAGGAAAGAAUUGAGCAAAACACCCUUAAAUGAAGCACAAGACGAUCGAACACUUCCGUUUUGCUGGAAAGGCAAAAAACCUUUUAAGAACAUGCGCGACAUCAAGAGAUAUUUCAAGCCUUUUGCAUUGAGCUUUGAAAAUCGCGGGAAAGCUAAAACUAAAUACGAGCUUCUCCCUGAAUCUUAUCUUAUAAUCUCAUCUAAGGGCAACGUUUGCUUGGGAAUUUUGAACGGUACUGAAAUCGGACUGCAAAAUUUCAACGUCAUUGGAGACAUUUCAAUGCAAGAUAGAAUGGUGAUUUACGACAAUGAGAAGCAAGUGAUUGGAUGGGCUCCAACAAAAUGUGAUAGGAUUCCCAAACCUCGAUCCGAUGAUUGAUAGUUGAUACAAGAUGAUAGUGAAUUACUAAUUCCCAUGGACAUAAGUCCUAAUAAAACAUCAUCCUCAAGUGUACUAUGUGUACCAUAAGUAUUUGUAGGAACAGGAGAAUGGUAUAACCUCCAAAAAUGUACAUGUACAUAAUAGUUGAUGCAUAUAUUGAGAGAGUAGAAGGUUAUAUA
Molecule: messenger RNA, 1847 nt
Organism: Malania oleifera
Lineage: Eukaryota; Viridiplantae; Streptophyta; Magnoliopsida; Santalales; Ximeniaceae
Product: aspartic proteinase Asp1
Exons: 8
Coding region: 376-1665 (429 amino acids)
Biological process (GO): proteolysis
Molecular function (GO): aspartic-type endopeptidase activity
Source: RefSeq, a predicted model, not a curated record